AUGUCUGUAUUUGUGCCCGACAAUAAUGGUUCACCACAACAACAAAAGCAACCUGAACAAACAAGACCUAAAAGACCAAGGUCUAGUUUAGCAUGUAUUCGUUGUCGUAAAAAAAAAGUAAAAUGUGAUUUUGUUCAACCUACAUGUGGUCGUUGUGCGAUUGCAGGUUUGCCUUGCAGUUAUGCUACACCACCGCGUCGUGUUGAUGGUCAUGCGUUUGACCAAUUGGGUAAUCAUGUUGAAGAAUUAAAAGAAAGAAUGCAAAAAAUGCAAUCGGAACUUGCCAUGAUGAAAAAUAAUUUACAUCCUUUUGCUUCUACUAGUCUUUUAAAUAAUGAGGAUAGUCUAGAUUCAGGUCGUUCAACACCUAAUAUGAUGAUGACAGAUAUGAAUCCAAAUAAUAUGUCUUUGACUACCUCUUCUCCUCCUUCUUCUUCAUCCGAACAAUCAGUUACUUGGAAAUUAUCUCUUUCACCUUCUGGUUUAAGGAUUGAUACUAAUAUUGCAAGUGUAGCUGAUUUAUAUCGAAUAUUAUUAAAUGGUAUUAGUCAACUUAACAUAAAUAAUGAUACAGCAACAUCUCUUUUUAAUCCAGAAGGAAAUUCUUCUACUUCGCCAACAUAUUCAUCAAAUCAUUUGGGAGGUAUGCGUGAUAGACGUCAACAGAUUGGAAAAUUAUCUGGUAAUAUGGGUAGAAAGCCUUUAAAUGGUACAAAUUAUUUGGAUAAUAAUAUGAUGGAUAGCAAUGAUAAAGGGGGUCGUCUAUGGGAGGUAGACGAUAAUGAAGCAAGAAAGAUAUUACAAGAAAAUAAAUCACCAGAUGAAGUGCUUCCUAAGGAUGUUUUAGAUAAUUUAAUGCAUACAUGUUAUCAUUCUUGUUUUCUUGCUUAUCAAAUUAUAGAUAAAGAAGCCUUUAUGCGUCAAUACACUUCAAAGGAAGGCUUAGAUCCUCUUUUGGCUAAUUCUAUCAAUGCUUGGGUAUCUAAACAUGGAUGUAUUUAUCAUAAUGUAAAUGGGGGUAUGAUGUCAACAUCAAUGGGUGAAGUUUAUUUCAAGAAUGCUCGUCAGUUGCUCAAGAAAUGUUUUGAUAUCAGUAGUCCUACAACGAUUCAUGCUUUAUUAAAUUUGUACAUGUAUCAACUAAGUAGUGAGCGUUCAAGUUUAGCUUAUCUUUAUAUUGGCUUAGCAAUUCGUAUGGCUCAAGACCUUAAAUUUCAUAAGAAGGAGCAUAUGGUUGCUGAUUUGAAUCAACGUGAAACAAAUAAACGUUUAUGGUGGUCUGCUUAUUGGCUUGAUUUAUGUGCUGCUCUUGAAUCAAAUCGUCCUACAAUGGUAGAUGAUAAAGACUGUGACCUUGAUUAUCCUGUUCGUCUUGAACAUGAAGAUGACGAGACUGGAUAUCGCAUUCAUUUCUCGGUUUAUUCAAUUAAACUUAUGCGUAUUCGAAAGGAUAUUACAAAACAUUUACCUUCUGAACAAUCAGGUCAAUCUUUACUUUCUGCUAUUUCAAGACUUGAAAAUGCUCUUACAAAUUGGUUAGGUGAAUUGCCCAAUGAAUUACAUUUUGAUAAUCAUUCUAGUGUUUUCCAAAAGACAGGUUCAUUUAGAGAUGAGGCCUGUUUGAUACUUAAUAUUCAAUAUCAAACAACUUGGAUUAUGCUUCAUAAAUUCUUCCUACCUAAACAGGACCAAACAGCUACACCUGUUGCCUUGCUAUCUCUUAAUAUUUGUACAAAAUCAGCUAAUUUGAUUACGCGCAUGCUAAGUCUUUAUGCUACUAACUUGAGUUGGUGCCAUUUCUUUUAUACAAUUGAUGGUAUUAUUGCUAGUGUUACAAUUCAUCAAGUGAAUGCCUUAUCUAAUGAAAAGGAAGUGUCUUAUUUGGCUCAACGUAAUUUGAUUAUUACAGCCAACAUACUUAAAGAUUCACCUUUAGUAUAUAUGAAUAAGGUAUGUGAAAUUAUUGAAAGUAUUGAAGGCUUCUUAAAGAAGAAUGGUCUUUCUUCAAAUUUGAAUGAUUUGCCUACCGUAAAUGAAGAUUCUAUCAAUCAACAGUCUAUUUCAUCUGUUUUUAAUCCUGCUAUUUUUGAAACACAUCCAAUGAUUCAACAGCAACAACAAAUAGUUCAACAGUCAAUGCAACAACAACAAAUGCCUCAGCAAAUACCACAUCAGCAGCAGCAACAACAACAACAACAACAACAACAGCAGCAGCAGCAGCAACAACAGCAACAGCAACAGCAACAGCAACAGCAACAGCAGCAGCAGCAACAGCAUACACAGCAUCAUGGACAUCAUCCUAUUCAUCAACAGCAACAAAUGCAAGCCGCGCAGUCUUCUUAUACAGAUGCUUUAUCACCUUCUGUACAUUCUCAACAUACCAUGAUGAGCUCUCCUCAAUCACAGCAUUCUUCCUCUACCAUGAGAAUACCUAAUCAUCUAACACCUGCUAUGUUUCAACAGGCAUUACAUCAGCAACAACAACAACAAACACCUUCAUCUUCAUCCACUACUAUUGCUGCUACUGGACAGCAAUCGUUACAUAAGCCUCAAACACAACAGGCAACAGCAAAUGCUAUAUAUAAUAAUUCAGUUAUGAUAGAGCCUAGUAUGUUUUUGAACGAUCCAACAACAAGUCUAAUGGGUUUUGAUAUGCCUACACAAACGGGUGAUAUGGAUCAAUUACUGUUAAGGAAUAUAGGAUUCGAUCUUCAAGGCGCAAAUACAGCAGGAACUACUAGUGAUGAUAAUCGUAUAUAUGCCAUGUUUGAUCCAAGCCAAGCAAGUAAUCCUAAUGGUAGCAUUCAUAAUAAUACAAAUACACCUAAUACUACAAAUACAUUUAUUACAACAUCAACAUCUUAUACGGAUACCUAUACAAAUGCAUAUAAUACAGGACCACCACCACCACAACAACAACAACAGCAGCAGCAGCAGCAACAACAGCAGCAGCAACAGCAACAACAGCAACAGCAACAGCAACAGCAACAACAGUCACGGGCGCAACAACAACAACAACAUCAACAACAACCGCAGCAGCAGUCAACUCAUUUUCAACCUCAAGGAUCUCAGCCACCAGACUCAAAUACAGCGAAUGCGAAUAAUUAUUCCAAUUUUUUGAGUAGUUCCGAACUAUUUGGACUCUCUUCCACAUCCACAGUACCACCUCAACCACAGUCUACACAAUCUUAUUCCACUAACCAAACUACUACAACCACCUUUGAUCCAGCUAACCUAUUUAAUAUGGAUCCAGCUACCAUGAGUGCUCUUCUUUACAGUAGUCCAGGAAUGACCAAUUUCCCAUUUCAACAACAACAACAGCAGCAGCAGCAGCAGCAACAACAACAACAACAACAACAACAAACACCGACACAAGCAUCAGGAGAUGAAAAUGAGUUAUUGUAUGGAGCUAAUAAUGGAAGAAAAAGAGUACAUCGUGAUUGGGAAGAUACCGCUUAA
Molecule: messenger RNA, 3459 nt
Organism: Cokeromyces recurvatus
Lineage: Eukaryota; Fungi; Mucoromycota; Mucoromycetes; Mucorales; Mucoraceae
Product: fungal-specific transcription factor domain-containing protein
Exons: 2
Coding region: 1-3459 (1152 amino acids)
Biological process (GO): DNA-templated transcription; regulation of DNA-templated transcription
Molecular function (GO): DNA-binding transcription factor activity, RNA polymerase II-specific; zinc ion binding; DNA binding
Source: RefSeq, a predicted model, not a curated record